Molecule: messenger RNA, 527 nt
Organism: Macrobrachium nipponense
Lineage: Eukaryota; Metazoa; Arthropoda; Malacostraca; Decapoda; Palaemonidae
Product: pro-resilin-like
Exons: 3
Coding region: 69-458 (129 amino acids)
Cellular component (GO): extracellular matrix
Source: RefSeq, a predicted model, not a curated record
CGUCCAGUAUAAAUUCAGAAGCAUAUCAGGAUUAGGCACAUACCAGUCGAGGUACUCAGUCAAUCAACAUGAACUCAAAGGUCAUUCUCGUCGUCUUGGGCCUGGCUGCCCUCGUAGCUGCUGACAGCAGGGAGUCCUUCGAAUACGCUCCACGAAGGGGAUCCUCCGAGGAGUCCUACGAAUCCAGCGAGGCCCGUUACAGCUUCAACUGGGCCGUCGACCACGACCCUUCCAGCAACGAAUUCGGACACCAGGAAACCCGUGACGGAGACGACACUCAGGGAUCCUACUACGUCGAGCUCCCCGACGGUCGUCUGCAGACUGUCAAGUAUUUCGUCGACGGAGACUCAGGCUACGUGGCUGAGGUCAACUACGAAGGAAGCGCCUCAGCCGAGUCAGGCUCUGCUGAGUCCAACGAGAGGCCAAGAUACUACUAUGGCUCCAACGAGUCCAAAUAGACUCUUACACUUGUUAAUGUUGGAAGUGAUGUAUUUAUUAUAUUUAUUUCAAUAUACAGCACAAAAUUA